Molecule: messenger RNA, 3023 nt
Organism: Leptopilina boulardi
Lineage: Eukaryota; Metazoa; Arthropoda; Insecta; Hymenoptera; Figitidae
Product: mitochondrial outer membrane protein SLC25A46-like
Exons: 5
Coding region: 489-1691 (400 amino acids)
Biological process (GO): mitochondrial membrane fission; mitochondrial fission
Cellular component (GO): mitochondrial outer membrane
Source: RefSeq, a predicted model, not a curated record
AAUUCUAUUUUGAUUUUGAUUUUUUAUUUUUCUUGUUGAUUUUCCAUAAAAUCAAGUAUUUAAUUUCUAUGAAGUUUUAAAAAAAUACUUUUUAAAAGGAGGUAUAAAAAAUAAUUCAAAAUAUUUUACUCUUAACUGUAUCAUAAUAUCGAUUACAAACAUAACCUAACUUUCUUGUGUUGUUUUGCUAACAUGCGAAGUGAUAGAAAUGGUUCCGAGUUUUAAAAAGAUAUUUGCAUUUAUUAAACACGUGUUUCAAAUGUAUAAAACACUGUAAUCUGCGGAAAAAAAGAAUCUCUUUUUAAGGUGUGAGAAAAAUUGUCAUAAUAUACAUAUAUAUAGCAAAUCGUUUGUAUAUACUAUAUAUAAUUGCUGCGAAAAAAAAAUUGCAAAUUUCCAUUUAAUGAUUAGCUAUGAGAAGAAAAUUGUAUUAUCUUUCACAGCAAUAAUUGGUAGUGAAUUAUUUUUCUUUAUAAUUGUCAAAAGUAAUGGCAGGACUUGAAAAUUAUGAAAGGGUUUAUCGUGGACGACAAGUAGACGUACCUUGGGAAGCAUCUUCAGCAGGUGUUGGACUUCCAACAAAAUAUCAUGGACGAGAAGUUAUUCGUCCUUUAGAUAUUCCUGUAAUGCAUCCUUUAGUUGCUCAGGAUUCACCGCCCGCAGAUGAUGUUGCUGUAAAAAAAUAUGUUGGUUUGGGCUGUGGAUUGGCGAGUUUAAUUACUGAAAAUUUAUUAAUCCAUCCAUUUAUCGUAAUACGAAGACAAUGUCAAGUAAAUCCUGUCGCUACAAAAUAUCAUUUGGUACCAAUAACAUUGAUACCGGUAAUUAUUCGUUUACAUCAAACUCAAGGUCUCAAUACUUUAUGGAAAGGAAUUGGAUCGGUUUUACUUGUUCGAGGAUUGAGUUUAGCUAUUGAGGAUUUAGUUUCUAAAAUCACACCAUGGCCCAAGGAAAUAACGUGUAACAGUUCAAUGAAAGCUUUUGGACAACAUAUUCUCUUAAAAUGUGUCUCAAUUGGAUUGGUAACGCCAUUUUAUUCAGCGUCACUCGUUGAAACUGUACAAUCGGAAAUUGCUUCGGAGAAACCAGGAAUUUUGGAUGUAUUUCGUGAUGGUGCAAUUCGUUUGCUUGAAGUUGGCACAAAAGGACGACUUAUUCCAAUUUACGCUUUGAUACCACCUACAAUUGCUUAUGGUGUUGUUAAAUAUCUAUUUACUCUCAUUGUAAGAGGAGUCAGCAGUCGUAUGAUGCAUCUUCGACGAAAACACAUUCAGGAGUUAAAGGGUGCAUACAGUCGAGAUAUUCUUUCGGAUAGUGCGAUGCAAGAUAUUGAAUUGCAAUCAAUUUUGGUGUCAAUGUGCGCUGCCGAUGUUGUUUUCUAUCCCCUUGAGACUGUCAUUCACAGGUUACAUUUACAGGGAACGCGUACGAUAAUUGAUAAUUUGGAUACUGGACGUAGUGUGAGACCAUUAUUGACUGGUUACAGUGGCGCUGUCGAUUGUUAUCGAACAAUUAUUGCCACUGAAGGAGCAAUUGGUUUGUACAAAGGUUUUGGUUCACUUGUCCUUCAAUUUGCUGUUCAUUUUAUGGUAUUGCGUGCCACCAAAUGGAUUCUCACUGAACUCACCUCCAUUUUGAGACCGAAACCCGUUCAAAAAGUACCACCACAGUCUUACUAUAAUGAAAUAUAGAAAAUUUUAAACCAAAAAGAAAAAAAAAGAAAACAAACAAACGAAAGAAAAUGAAAGAAAAGAACAACUUUUUUCGAUUAUGGUAAUAAUAAUUAACUUUUUUUCGAACGCUAACUUUGAUUCAAUUUUCAAAUAAUUAUCUAUGAAAAAAUUUUGCUGUGAUUCAAAAAAUAUUGAUUUUCAAUUAAUAAUCUCGAGUGAUAAUUGAAAUGAUUAAUUUACAGAGGGAUUAAAUUAUGUUCUCAAUAUUUGAUUCGUUAAUUUCAUUUUUGAUUAAUUUUUUACUGAAACGUUCUUGAAUUGAAUUUUGUUAAUUUUUUUCUUUCUGAUUGUGUAUGAAAUAUUUUUCGCUCUUUUGAUUUUGUUUAUUAUAAAUUUUUAUUUUAACAAAAAAUUUUUUGUAAAUAUAAAAUUAACAAAAUUAACCAAACGAAUUUAUAAUAAAUAAAAAUAAUUACUUUUUUUUGUAAUUUUUACGAAUACAUUUAAUAAAGUACAAGAAAAGUAGAGUUUAAAAAAUAAUUAAAAAAAGAAAAAUGUUUGGAAAAAUUUAUUAAAAAUAAAAAAAAAAUUAACCAAAAAAAUUCAUAAUAAAUAAAUAAAUAAUUUUUUUUUGUACUUUUAAUUUAUAGGUAUUCAAUAAAGUCCAAAAAAGUAAAGUUUAAAUUAAUAAAAAAAAGUAAACGAAAAAUUAAUUAAAAAUAAAAGAAAUUAACAAAAAGAAUUCGUAAUAAUUUUUUUUUGUACUUUUUAUUUAUAUUCAAUUAAGUACAAAAAAAGUAAAUAUUGAAAUAAUAAAAAGUAAAAAAAAGAAAAAUUGUCUGAAAAAUUAUUGCGCGAGGAAAAUUUAUUACAAAUAUUUAUUUUAUAUUAAAUUAAAUGAUUACUUUUAAUAGGAUCUGAUUUUUUUCAAUAAAUUUUAAUUGAUUUUGUGAUUCAUUGAAAAUAGAUUAUAAAAAUAUAAUAUUAUAUUAUAAUAAUAAUAAUAAAUAAUCGAAAUUGUGUUUAAAAAAAAAAUGAAAAAUAAUUUCAAAAUAUAUAAAAAUAGAUAUAAAAAAACAUUUUUUUUUAAAUUGAAUCAAAGUUAGCAAUUAUUAAUCGAAUUUACAUAAUUUUUACCUUGAAAAAUAAAUUAUUGCUAUUAAGACUAUUUAGCAAAAAAAAAAAGUAGUUGACUUUAACAAUAAACAAAAAUAAUAGAAAUAACACAAAAAACAUAAAAAAUACAAUUCCUUAUAAGAGGAAAAAUUGCAAUUUCACUGUAAAAUUUCCAAGAUUUUUUUUAUUCAAUUUUCCUUUUUCCUUUUUUUUUUUUUUUUUUUUUUUAAUAAA